GAUUUUUAUUAUAUGCUGUAUACUGGUAUUAUGAUAUUACUGAAAAAAAUCUUAGACAUGGGUAAGAAAUUAAAAUAGAUUCUCCGGAUGAGGUCCGAUUCCGGUUUGCCGAGUCGUUAACCCGAUGAAACCCUUAGGCUGUGAUGAGCUCUACGAAAAAGGCGGCAACACUAGCAUCUUUGUAUUCAAUUUCAACCCCACCUGGGCCACUCCACCCCUACAGUAAGCUGUAAGCGUCUAAGCGAAGUUGAUCAAUUUGAAACUACUGGAUAUGGCAACAAUCGGAUGGUACGGACCUCUGAUCGAUCUCUCCCAAGCCUCUUCUCACAGUGGUCAUUUCGUUCAACUUCUUGUGCUUGUUCAUAACACCCUUCCUGUACAGUAUAAAACUUCAGGAGUCGGAAAAGUAAUCAGGACAGACAUUCAAGUCGGGGACGAUACACGUCGCUAUUUCCCUGUUUCCAUAUGGCAAAAGCACAUGGAAUCCAUGUUAAAGCCCGGAAAUAUUAUUCUGCUACAGAAUGUCAAAGUGACCCAAUAUGGAGAUGUUGUUGAGGCCAGAACAGUUCAGCAGUCAUCCAUACAAUGCUUGGUGGAUAGUUAUGAGGCAAUUCAUUCUAAAGGUGAAAACAACUUGAUGAAGGUUAAUCAUAUUGGAAUUGCAACAAAGGAAAAGCUUAAGAAAGUUGUUGCAUGGGUGGUGAGAGUGGAACCUAUUCCCAAUAAGCAUCUGUUGCACAACUACAAGAGGAAUCAGAAUCUAAAAAACUGGAAACUCCAUGAAGAGACACAACAUAAAGAUUGUUUAUCUCUAUCAGAUGUAUCCAGACUAAACGAUUCAUGCAAUGCAUCCUUUUUUGCUUCCAUUGGUGAAAUAUUUCUGCCAAUUAUGGGUGAGUUUGAGGAGGAAAGGAUGUUUAUCAGAAGUAGAAUAUUCUCAUCAGCUUACAAAAACCUAACUGAAGAUCUCAUUUGUACUGGAUGUCAGUUAUGUGGUGCUCCUUUAAAUUCUGAAUUUGGAUCAAGAAUUGAACAAGAAACUGUUCCACUCUAUUGUCAGAAAAGCUCUAAUCGUCUCCAUGUUGUAAGCUUGAUUUACAGACCUUUUUUGUUAUAUGUGUGGGAUGAGUCAGCAUAUGUUCCUGUUGUGGUUAAAAACAAGGCUGCUGAAAUCUUGGUUGGAAACAUCAAAGCAGAGAGUGUUCACUCCACCUACCAAAAGCAAAAGCAAGGAUGUGGUCAAAGGGCAAAUAAGUCCAUGGAAGACCAAUGUCUGGACUUUUACUCACUCUGGUUAAUACUACUGAAAUCAUUAUUGCAACCUGGCAAGAAUAGUCCUUUGAAAUUUAAAGUUAGAGUUGAUAUGACAAAAAAAUGGGAAAAUGGGAGGUUUGAGAUGCUGUCUUUCUCACUUCCUUUGUUUUCCCACAAUUCUCAUUAACUUUGCAUAUAAUUCUUUCCAUUUUUAAGAUUAUAAUCUAUUAACCUGUUUGAUACAUAUCUACCUGGCAUAUUUAUACUGUAAUGUCAUUAGUUACAUAAUAUGAAUAAAAAUAUAUGAAAAUGAAAAUGAUUUAGAUUGAGA
Molecule: messenger RNA, 1585 nt
Organism: Lactuca saligna
Lineage: Eukaryota; Viridiplantae; Streptophyta; Magnoliopsida; Asterales; Asteraceae
Source: the annotation of a GenBank genome assembly